UGACAGUGAUCGCGGCUCCCGCCGAGAGAGUCAUCUUCAUCGCAGCCCGCUCCGUCACGAUGUUCACCGCCGCUCCACAAAACCUCUUCCUGCUCCUCCUUCUGCUGUCCCAGCUGGUGACGCCAGUCGUGUCGGCACCUAUCAAGGGCUACUCCCACACGGUGGGUCUCUACCUCUACUCGGCCGCCAAGGAACGCCACACGGUGACCUCCGUCCAGGAGUGCGCUCGUCAGUGCGAGGACGAGGCCAACUUCGUCUGCAGGUCCUUCGCCUACAUCCGAGACUGGAAGGUGUGGAACUGCGUGACCACUCCGCUCAACAGUCUACUCAAGAAGCCCUCCAACCGCCGUGGCUACGACCUCUACGAGAGAAACGACUAUCUCGAGGACUGUGCCCGAGGGCACGGAUCGGACUACCGGGGCACGAAGUCCGUGACCCAGCAGGGCACGGAGUGUCAGAGGUGGAGCAGCGAGACUCCACACAAACCCCGCUACUCUCCUACCACGCAUCCGUUGGCGGCGCUGGAGGAGAACUUCUGCCGGAACCCCGACAACGACACGAAGGGGCCGUGGUGCUACACGGCAGACCCACAGCUCCGCUUCGACUACUGCAACGUGGAUUCCUGCGUGCGGCUGCCCAGCGACCAGCACACAGGUGUGGCGGGUGAGAUGGUGGGUGGGUGA
Molecule: messenger RNA, 683 nt
Organism: Petromyzon marinus (sea lamprey)
Lineage: Eukaryota; Metazoa; Chordata; Hyperoartia; Petromyzontiformes; Petromyzontidae
Source: RefSeq, a predicted model, not a curated record